AUGGCCCGUCUCUUCCAAAUGGCAGUAGUCGUGGCCUGGAUGGGUUCUACCUGGGCUGUGCCACAGGAAAAUCGUGGCGGUCCGACGAAUCGGCUGUCGUUUUGGCCGGGGGUCAGUUGGCAACCAAAAGAGAACCGUAUCACAGCCGAUAGAAGAUCACCAACGGCUUCUGCUUUGAGUAAGCUGCAGGGCAAUCCAGACCUGAAUUUUUUGAGGGAUCGUUUGACCGAGUGCUAUCGAGCACCCGAAUCAUGCAAAUUGGACGCUGUCAGCAAAAAGGGAGCCGAUCUCCUGCGAAAGAUGCACGAGGAGCUGGAGAUUGAGUGGCCUCCGAUGAGUCGCAGAGACUAUCCAGAUAUCGCUGAAGAUUCCACAUCCGGAGCAGUGACGGGAUUUGAUCCUCAGGCUCCAGCCCUCCGCCCUCUGCGCCUACAACACUCUCACUACCUCUACAACCCUCAUCUACGGCUCCAGGCAUUGGCUGAGCAGAGCAAGAACAAAUUUCAA
This is a messenger RNA of Mesorhabditis spiculigera, 507 nucleotides long. The record is from the annotation of a GenBank genome assembly. Lineage: Eukaryota; Metazoa; Nematoda; Chromadorea; Rhabditida; Rhabditidae.